Kluyveromyces lactis is the source of this 318-nucleotide messenger RNA. RefSeq lists its product as uncharacterized. NCBI's taxonomy places the organism in Eukaryota, Fungi, Ascomycota, Saccharomycetes, Saccharomycetales, Saccharomycetaceae. The record is from RefSeq and is a predicted model, not a curated record. The transcript has a single exon. Bases 1 to 318 code for a protein of 105 amino acids.
AUGAACAGAAAACACGUGUAUCACGUGAUCACAAACCUUUGCCCGUUUUUUUCCCCUUUUCCUAGCAAUUCUUGUCAGCCGCGCCCCACGUUCCCACUCUCAAGCCUGAAAAAAAAUUCACCACUGGAUCCAAAGCCCCAUGUGGACCCUGGCAUAGAAAACAAAAUUCAACCGAGACAACAGAGUCCCGUCGUUAAUCCUGAAAAAAUGAUCUGGCCCAAGAUUAUGAAGAACAUUGUUGGUUUGAUCUUCCACCAUCUAGGUUCAAAUGGAUUGUUCCUUCUAUUCAGACAAUCCAGUAUCAGCUUCAGUCCGUAA